This is a messenger RNA of Macadamia integrifolia, 1080 nucleotides long. RefSeq lists its product as uncharacterized. Bases 243 to 818 code for a protein of 191 amino acids. The transcript is spliced from 6 exons. NCBI's taxonomy places the organism in Eukaryota, Viridiplantae, Streptophyta, Magnoliopsida, Proteales, Proteaceae. The record is from RefSeq and is a predicted model, not a curated record.
AUCCCGCUCCUUCCAUCUUCCAAGAACAGAACUUCUCUCUCCUCUUUCUGGUUUUCGGCUUGUCUCGGAGAACCACCAAAAGCAAACCAGAACAACUUUAGCGAAUCCAGAUUGGACUUGGAUUACUAACAGGAACAAAGAAUCGAAGAAGAGUACAAGUUCUGCAACUCCAAGGUUAGGGAAACUUGUGCUGUGAUAAGAAUUCUGAACCGGGAAAAACCCUCAUUCUUCUUGAUUCUACGAUGACGAGGAACGGCAAUGGAGAUGUAGAGAACUCACGGAGAGCUUCUGAUAUACUUAGGUCAAGAACGGAUCCUUUCUUGAUCGUUUGCAGAAUCUUCAGUGUCGUGACUGCGUUAACCGCCAUUCUCUGCAUUUUCGCCAAUGUUCUCGCUGCUGUCAGAUCGUUCAAGAAUGGAUCCGAUGUCUUCGAUGGGAUUUUCCGCUGCUAUGCUGUUGCUAUUGCAAUUUUUGUAGUCGUUGCGGAAACAGAAUGGGGAUUCAUUUACAAGUUCUGGAGAAUAUUGGAGUAUUGUGCUGGUAGGGGCAUGCUGCAGAUCUUUGUAGCUGUCAUGACAAGAGCUUUCCCUGAUACUAGUGGAGAGAAGAAAGAUCUAGUGCUGCUUCAAAAUAUAGCCAGCUAUCUGCUCCUUGGAUGUGGUGUGAUCUAUGUUGUUUCGGGUAUCCUUUGCAUUGGUUUUCUUAAACGUGCUCGCCAGAAAAAAGAAAUUACAAGAGAGCAAGCAGUGAAAGAUCUGGAGGAAUUGGAGCAGCGAAGAGAGGAGCUUGAAGAAUUGCUAAUCAAUGAGAGGGCUUGAAAAGUAAUAUGCUACAAGUAGUGAUGGAGCAUCCAAGUUGUCAACUGCAGCCAAUGGGCAAGGAAGUUGAAUCAUGCGGAUCCCGCUGUAUGAGUACCGUUGUAUAAUUGCUAAUGUUUCAUUUGGUUGAUUCUAGUCUUGAAUUCAUAGUUGUUCUCUUCAAAGAAUUUGAAACCUUGUAGCUCCCUCUUCUGCAAGUUUAUGUAAAUGAUCAUAUUGUAACAACAAAAUAGUAAAUCUGAUAGCCAUUCAUUUUAUUUGA